GCGCUGUGCGUUGGCUCCGUGGGGUGACGACAGCCCCAGGUCCUCAGACCCAAACUUUCGCAUCUCUCUGUCUGGGUACCCGUACAAAUAACGCAAAGAAAUGAAGCUUUGUAGCUGAGAAGUUGCUCCAUCAACACGUGCGAUUGUGCUUCUUGAAUUGCCAUGAAAACAAACAGGAGGCAUUACUUUUGGAGCAGCCAACUUGUGAAAUGUAGAAACGUGAUUCCAUGGGGGACCUCGAGCACAGUGCAGGGACCUGACCUGGCUUUGAGCAGAGGAGCACCUUGAAAAAAGGCACCUCGUUAAUUAGCGUUAAUUACCGUUCAGCCCAGUCUGCAACAGGGCAGAGCUCAAGGGACAGCAACGCCCAUCAGCCGACUCUGAUGAUAACUUGACUCAUCAGAACUUGGUGAUUUUUAAUUAGCAAACUCAGGCUUGUGUCGUAUCACAAAAAGGGAUGGCUGAACGCAUUGAGGCGUGGAGGGCACCCAUGGGUUGUGAUGUUCAUCCCUACAUAAAGCUCCUGGAAAGGAGAACACAACCAGCAAUGUGUCUUUAACUCUUGGUGAUCCCUGUGGGUCCCUUCCAGCUCGGGGUAUUCUAUAGUAAUUAGCGAUGUGUGUUUGAUUGGUGCUUUUGCUCUUCUGGCCAUGAGAGGGCAAUAUCUGUGCAAUAAUCACUGCACAAACGCAUGGAUUUCCAAACCAUCCCACCAUACUGGCUGCCCACGUUCCUUGAGCCCCUCCAGGGAUGGUGAUCCCACCGGGCAGCCCAUGCCAGUGCCUGACUGCUCUUUCAGAGAAGGAAUUUCUCCUAAUAUCUGAUCCAAACCUGAAGAUGGGGCCGUGGUGCUCAGAGCAGCCCUUGCAGACUCCCUGCUCUGCACGCUACACGUGAAUCCGUGCCCCACGUGCCAGCUGGGUGCUCCCCAUUCAUUGGUGCUUUGCUUUUCCUGUUCUUCCGUGGCGUGCAGUCGGUGCUGGGCUCCUUCCUGGUGCUCUCCGUGAGCUCCUCAGUGCCUCUGUGGGCAGGAUGCAGCACCGCACCAUCCACCUCUUCCGGAAGGGCCUCCGGCUGCACGACAACCCAGCUCUGCUGGCUGCACUGCAGUCCUCCGAGGUCGUCUACCCCGUCUACAUCCUGGACAGAGCCUUCAUGACGUCCGCCAUGCACAUAGGAGCCCUGCGGUGGCAUUUCCUGCUGCAAUCCCUGGAGGAUUUGAGGAGCAGUUUGUGCCAGCUGGGUUCCUGCUUGCUGGUCAUUCAAGGAGAGUACAAGUCUGUAGUCAGAGAUCAUGUCCAGAAGUGGAACAUCACGCAGGUGACUCUGGAUGCGGAGAUGGAGCCCUUUUACAAGGAGAUGGAGGCCAACAUUCGGGCUCUGGGAGAAGAGCUGGGCUUCGAGGUGCUCUCACUGAUGGGCCACAGCCUCUACGACACCCAACGGAUUUUGGAGCUGAAUGGUGGGACUCCCCCGCUGACGUACAAGAGGUUCCUUCACAUCCUGUCCCUGCUCGGGGACCCGGAGAUGCCAGUCCGAAAUCUCACAGCUGAGGACUUCCAGAGGUGCAGCCCCCCUGAGCUGGGCCUGGCUGAGUGCUACAGGGUCCCUCUGCCCACGGAUCUGAAGAUUCCCCCCGAGAGCAUCUCCCCAUGGAGAGGAGGGGAGAGCGAAGGGCUGCAGCGCCUGGAGCAGCACCUGGCAGACCAGGGCUGGGUGGCCAGUUUCACCAAGCCGAAAACAGUCCCAAAUUCACUGCUUCCAAGCACCACCGGCCUGAGCCCCUAUUUCAGCAUGGGCUGCCUGUCAGUCCGCAGCUUCUUUCAUAGGCUGUCAAACAUUUAUGCUCAGGCCAAGCACCACUCCCUGCCCCCCGUGUCGCUCCAAGGGCAGCUGCUGUGGAGGGAGUUCUUCUACACGGUGGCAUCAGCAACACCAAACUUCACCAAAAUGGCCGGGAAUCCCAUCUGCCUCCAGAUCCGUUGGUAUGAGGAUGCUGAGAGGCUCCACAGAUGGAAAACGGCUCAGACGGGCUUCCCAUGGAUUGAUGCAAUCAUGACCCAGCUGAGGCAGGAGGGCUGGAUCCACCACCUUGCCCGGCACGCUGCCGCCUGCUUCCUGACCCGCGGGGACCUUUGGAUCAGCUGGGAGGAGGGCAUGAAGGUUUUUGAAGAGCUGCUUUUAGAUGCUGACUACAGCAUCAAUGCAGGGAACUGGAUGUGGCUGUCAGCCAGUGCCUUCUUCCACCACUACACACGGAUCUUCUGCUCGGUCCGUUUUGGGAGGCGCACAGACCCAGAGGGGCAGUACAUCAGGAAGUACUUGCCUAUUCUAAAGAACUUUCCCUCUAAGUACAUCUACGAGCCCUGGACGGCCUCUGAAGAGGAGCAGAAGCAAGCAGGAUGUAUCAUAGGUCAGGAUUACCCCUUCCCAAUGGUGGACCACAAGGAGGCCAGCGAUCACAACCUGCAGCUGAUGAAGCAGGUCCGAGAGGAGCAGUACAGAACAGCCCAGCUCACCAGAGAUGAUGCAGAUGACCCAAUGGAAAUGAAGCUGAAGCGGGACCGCUCUGAGGAAAACUUAACAAAGACAAAAGCAGCCAGGAUGACAGAACAAACCUAGAUCCAUCGGGGUUUAACCCUCUGGGAACUGAGAAAUGGCAGAAGGGAGAGCAGAGGCCAUCUGAGCCAGGAGGAGCUGCACUCCAUGCUUUGCCCCCUGUGUGAACCAACCACCAGCAAAAGCUUUGUACCUUCCAUGCAUUUGUUACUGCAGUUAUUUUGAAUGAAUUUGUCUGUCUGUUGGUGGCUUAGUAGUCAUUUAUUGCAGCUAUAGGUAAUGGACGUGUUUCUCUGUUGCUAUUAUUCAAAUCCACUCAACGUUCAUGCAUCUUUAUAAAUAGUUUUGAUGAUAAAUGCCACUCUUUCCAACAUGACAAAUACAUGUCAGUUUAAGAAUAAAUUGAUAUUAUUGUUUUCACACAUUAGUGUUAAAAGCAGGAUUUGCCUUAGACAGGCAAAUUUUAAGGGCAUUGUUAUAUAGUUUCUCAGUGGGUAAGGGCUGAUGUCCUUCUAGAACUGUAGGAUAGGUAUUUUAUUCCUCUCAUGUAUCACAUGUAAAAAUUCCCCCUUCCGUUGAAAUGGCUCCUUCUGAAGUGUCACAAGGCUGAAUAGCCUGUUUUCUUUGUUAUGGUUGGGGUUCUGUUAUGGUUGUGGGUUUUCAUCACCGUGGGUACUACUUUCGUUUAUAAAAGAAAUAAAAAUAGUUUCUGACAUGAAAAAA
Centrocercus urophasianus (Greater sage-grouse) is the source of this 3282-nucleotide messenger RNA. Its product is annotated as cryptochrome-1-like. Gene Ontology annotation, biological process: circadian regulation of gene expression; entrainment of circadian clock by photoperiod. Gene Ontology annotation, cellular component: cytoplasm; nucleus. The transcript is spliced from 11 exons. Lineage: Eukaryota; Metazoa; Chordata; Aves; Galliformes; Phasianidae. The coding region runs from base 1033 to 2622 and encodes 529 amino acids. Gene Ontology annotation, molecular function: DNA binding; FAD binding. The record is from RefSeq and is a predicted model, not a curated record.